GAGAUUAAUCGAAGUUCAUUUAGUUUCCAUGGCAGCCGCAGAGUUUACGUAGGUAAAGUAAGGAGCAGAGAAUCUCACCAACAGCCGCAGGAGCGACAACGAGCCGGAGUGCCGUUGAGCAGAGCAGACAGGUGACAGUCUCCGUGGCGACCAUUGACAGCAGCAGCCCUUGUCCCAUACACUUGGCCACCAGCCCACGUCACAUGGCGUCAGAGCAGAAUCCACUGGAUCCAUUGGAUCUACAGGUGCAGCCAGAUCCUGGAUACUACAACUCUUACCAGGAACUCGUUGCUGCCUCAGGCCUUAACCCUAAUGCUGAGGUAUGGACCAAUCACAUCUUGGACCUGAGCAUUCCUGACUCUGCCUACCAGCAGCUUCAGCAGCCAUUGCUUCAGGUCCGUGACACUCUGACCCAUCAGGGAGGACAUAUGCUAGCAUGCCAGCUGGAAAACAUGAGCCUGAAUGACCCCAGCACACUGGAGUACCGGGCACUGACAGCUGAAGCUCCUGUCAGUAAUGGAGAGUCCUGUGGCCCACCUGUGACAGAUGAGAUCAGACAAAAGCUGAGGACACUAUUGGAGUUCUAUCUGAGCAGGGAGAACCUCGGCAGCGACCUGUACCUCCAGUCUCAGAUGGACAGCAACCAGUACAUCUCCAUCUCAACUCUGACCACCCUCGACAAUAUCAAGAACCUCACCACAGACCUGGGCCUCAUCUCUGAAGUUCUCAGAUCCAUGCCGCUGGUCCAGCUGGCCCCGUGUGGACAGAAAGUCCGGCCCAGGCAGGAUCGGUGUGUUAUAAUCCUGAGGGAGAUUCCUAACACCACACCUCGAGAGGAGGUGGAAGCUCUCUUUCAGGGGGAGAACCUGCCCAAGUUCCAGAGCUGUGAGCCUGUGAGCAACAAUAACUGGUUCAUCACCUUCAAAUCAGAAGCCGAUGCACAAAAGGCCUACAGGUCCCUCAGAGAAGAGGUUCGGGUGUUUAAGGGAAUGCCCAUCAUGGUGAGGAUAAAGUCCAAAAUAAUGUCACCCUAUGCUCCAGAAAAUGGCUUCCUGCCCGCCCAGCUGGGCCAGUGCAUCCAGAACUACAGCUCCUACUUCCCCCAGAUCACCUACCAGCAUUUCUGCCCAGCCCACGUGUCCACACAGCAGCUGUACAAUAUCCCCAGUGAGGUGUGGACUUCAGCUGCAUCUGGAUACCAAGACUAUGCCAGAGAGUUCCAGAAACCGACCUACGCUGAGGUCCACCAGAGAAGCUUAUCCAGCAACUCGAAACCUACCUCCACAAAACUGGACAAUCCACCUAAGAGAAGUGAAAACGCCGAUCAGAUGAAGAGAACACACUUUUAUUUUUAAUGUAAUGAGUGUCUGAAAGAUACGAUUGUUUUCUUGUCCUAACUGUAAAAACAGGCUGCACGACAAAGAACGAUCUGUUGUGAUAUGUUCUCACAUUGAAGUCUUUAAAUGUUUUUAGACAGGAAGCUGGAAGAAAUCUGCAAAUGUUGAUCUGCUGCUUUAAUUUCUGCUUUAUUUCUUGGUCAGUCGUUCAGGUCAGUUUACAGAGAGCCAGCUUCCAUUUUUGAUAUUGUCUUCUUUUGCUGAUGGCAUUGCCACUUAUUUUCAUCGUGUGUGUGUGUGUGUUUGAUGCUUUCUUGAUUGUACAGGAUGCUUCGCUGUGAUUGUGAAUUUGUUUUAUAGUGUUUAGUUUUUCCCACCACAUAUCUGUGCUGUCUGUGUGCUGCAGACACACAUGCUGCUUUUUCCAUAAAUAUUUCUGCUCAUGUGUUUCCAUUUUCACAGAAAUGUGAGGGUCCAGUGUGUUUAAUGAGACCUGAGUGGGAUCAGAUCUGUGGACUGAUUCAGUGUUUCUAGUCCCGGGAUCAAAAGUAUGUUUAAAAGUGCUGUAUAUUAAUUUACAUUUUUCUUUAGAACAUUUUUAUUUCUGUUAAACCGCUUUAGUGUGUUAAAGCUUUAUUAGCCUCAUGUUUUCAUGUCACAUGAGCUCAGCUGGGCUUCCAGAGAGGCUGGGUGGGUGGUUACUGUGUCUGUAAACCCCAUUUCAGUUUGAACUCUAUGUGAGGAUGUGAACUUGAUUGUAAUGAGGCCGUUGUUCCUUUGUUUGAAUGUAAAGUUUUAAUGUGAAACAGUUUUCAUGGAGAGAGAGGCGGCAUGUUGUGGAAUAUUACUCUGUACAGAUGUAAAUAUUGAACAAAUAUUAAAGAAGUGCCUUCGAAGUUAAA
Messenger RNA from Archocentrus centrarchus (flier cichlid), 2239 nucleotides. Its product is annotated as la-related protein 4B-like. Lineage: Eukaryota; Metazoa; Chordata; Actinopteri; Cichliformes; Cichlidae. The transcript is spliced from 10 exons. The record is from RefSeq and is a predicted model, not a curated record. Gene Ontology annotation, biological process: positive regulation of translation. Gene Ontology annotation, cellular component: cytosol; cytoplasmic stress granule. Bases 204 to 1355 code for a protein of 383 amino acids. Gene Ontology annotation, molecular function: mRNA 3'-UTR binding.